UGGCAGAACUGGGUGAUCUCGCAGCGCUCGGGGCCGGGCGGUCUUGGGGUCCCAGGGCAGCAGCUGGAGAACCGGGCGGGCGGUCGAGAGAUCCACCCGCUGGGGAGACCAACGGACUGUCUGUUGGACAGCAGCCUCCCACAGCCCUCCCUUCUCCGGCCAUGGAGGCCGAGCCCCCGCUGUACCCAGUGGCUGGAGCCGCCGGCCUCUUGGCCGAGGAACCCGGAGCUGCAGUCCCCGACGGUGUCCUUCCGGAAGGGCCCGAGCUGGACGAGUUUGUGGGGGCCUAUCCAGAUUACAACGAGGAGGAGGAAGAGCGAAGAUAUUACCGCAGAAAGAAGCUAGGCGUGAUCAAGAAUGUGGUGAUUGCCAGCAUUGGGGGGAUGCUCACCUACAGUGUGUACUUGGGCCUCCUACAGAUGCAAAUGAUUCUCCACUAUGACGAGACCUACCGAGAGGUGAAAUACGGCAGCAUGGGACUCCCCGACAUCGAUAGCAAGAUGCUGAUGGGCAUCAACGUGACCCCCGUGGUGGCUCUGCUCUACACCCCCGUGCUCAUCAGGUUCUUUGGCACCAAGUGGGUGAUGUUCCUGGCCGUGGGCAUCUAUGCCCUCUUUGUCUCCACCAACUACUGGGAGCGAUACUACACACUAGUACCCUCUGCAGUGGCCCUGGGCGUAGCCAUUGUGCCCCUCUGGGCCUCCAUGGGGAACUAUAUCACCCGGAUGUCACAGAAAUACUACGAGUAUGUGAAUUACAAGGAAGAGCAUGUUCAGGAGCAGAGGCGUCCCCCGCGGGGGGCCCAUACGCCCUAUCUUGUCAUCUUCCACACCAUCUUCUAUAGCUUCUUCCACCUCAGUUUUGCCUGUGCCCAGGGGCCCAUGGUCUUCUUCCUCAAUGGGUACUUGUACGGUCGGAAUCACACCCUCUAUAAUGUGCAUAACUGUGGCACCAACAGCCAUGGGAUCCUCAUUGGCUUCAACAAGACUGUGCUUCAGAGACUGCCCCACAGCCAAAACCUCAUCAUAGUUGAGAGUGUGCUCAUGUCGGUGGCCUUUCUGGCCAUGCUGCUGAUCCUGGCCCUCUGCGGCUCCGCCUACCGGCCCACAGAGGAGAUUGACCUUCGCAGCGUGGGCUGGGGAAACAUCUUCCAGCUCCCUUUCAAGCACAUGCGUGAUUACAGACUGCGCCACCUCUUCCCUUUCUUCAUCUACAGCGGUUUCGAAGUGCUCUUCGUCUGCACUGGCUUCACCCUGGGCUAUGGUGUGUGCUCCAUGGGCCUGGAAUACUUGGCGCCCAUCCUCAUGGCCUAUGGCUUCGGCGCUGCUGUCUUCUCCAGCCUUGGGCUCCUUCAGCUGUGUCUGCCCCGACAGGUGCCCCUGGUGGCGGGGGCUACCGUGCACCUGCUGCUCAUCCUUGCCUUCUUUUUCUGGGCCCCUCUCCCGCAGGUCCUCAGCCACAGCUGGGUCUUCUACAUGGUGGCUGUGCUCUGGGGUGUGGGCAGUGCCCUCAACAAGAUUGCAUUAAGUACCCUCCUUGGGAUUCUGUACGAAGAUAAAGAGCGUCAGGAUUUCAUUUUUACCAUCUACCACUGGUGUCAGGCCCUCGCCAUCUUUGCGGUCUACCUAGGCUCCAACCUGCCCAUGAAGGCCAAGCUGGCCAUCUUGCUGUUGACUGUCCUGGUGUCUGUGGCCUCCUACCUGUGGAUGGAGGCCAAGCUCAAGCAGCGCGUAGCCUACCGCCUGCCCCGAAUUCCCCGGCCCCAGCACAAGGUGUGCGGUUACCGUUACCUGGAAGAUGACAACUCCGACGAGACAGGCUCGGAAAAUGAGCAGGGCUCAGCCCAUAGCCGAGAUGGCUCAGACAACGAGGAUGGUGAUGGGGAGCCACUAGCAACGGGGGCGCUGGGCCCCGGCAGAAGGCGCUACCCUUAUGAGCAGGCCCUGGAUGGGGAGGAUGGGCCCGGGCAGGAGUAACCGCCAGCAGACUCUUCCUGAGCCUGUGUGCUCUCUGCCCCACGGCCCCUUGAUCACCCCCUCCCCCGAUCCCCCUCAGGCACCCAGAGCAGCACUAGCCUUUGGGGCUCCAGUCAGAUUUAACCACUUUAGUUCUUGGCGCACCUGAAGUAAGCCUUCUCUUCCCUGGACCAUCUCUGAAAUGGGUACCCUGUCAGAGGAACCUCUGAUACCUGUCCACGUUGCCAGGAUCUCAGUGUGGUUCAGUAAAACCGCUCCUAACCAGACUCCCAAUUAACCAACAACCUCAAUUAACGGGAAUUCGUUUUGAGGAGAGAGGUUCAGCAUGAGGAAGAAGACACCAGUGGCCAGAAGAGGAGGAACUUGCUGGCCCCGGCCUGGGCUUGGUAGCAACAGUCCAGCCUCCUGCUUCUCUUGCUCCAGCCUCCUCCCUGUACUGUGACUGCCCACGUUCACAGCGACAGUUCUGAAUCGAGCCAAUUCUGACUUAGGCAGGAAAGGGGACUUGAGGCCCCUCACACUGACAUUGGGCUCUUGGGGGGCUGGGGGAGUGGCCCUCAUUCCCCCAGAGUGUAGCAUGACUUCUCUGUCCCUCUUCUGCCGACGUUGAGGUUCCCCGGUGGGAGAUGGGCUUCCCUCAUAACGGCUCCGGUAUCUGCUUCCAAGAUUCACUGCUUUUUAAGUCA
Vombatus ursinus (common wombat) is the source of this 2662-nucleotide messenger RNA. RefSeq names its product unc-93 homolog B1, TLR signaling regulator (gene UNC93B1). Gene Ontology annotation, biological process: toll-like receptor 7 signaling pathway; toll-like receptor 9 signaling pathway; intracellular protein transport. The record is from RefSeq and is a predicted model, not a curated record. Lineage: Eukaryota; Metazoa; Chordata; Mammalia; Diprotodontia; Vombatidae. Bases 162 to 1976 code for a protein of 604 amino acids. Gene Ontology annotation, molecular function: Toll-like receptor binding. Gene Ontology annotation, cellular component: endosome; lysosome. The transcript is spliced from 11 exons.